This is a messenger RNA of Pyrus x bretschneideri (Chinese white pear), 998 nucleotides long. RefSeq names its product UPF0047 protein YjbQ-like. Bases 32 to 502 code for a protein of 156 amino acids. The record is from RefSeq and is a predicted model, not a curated record. Lineage: Eukaryota; Viridiplantae; Streptophyta; Magnoliopsida; Rosales; Rosaceae. The transcript has 7 exons.
UACUUAGGGAUACAUCGCUUUGUCAUUGAAAAUGCAAAUGCAACGCUCACUCAGUGCGAGUCUGAGUCCGAGUAGAAGAGGCAGAGGCACCGCUGUCGAUUCACUUCCAAUGGCAGCCGCCGGUGGUCCUAAGUGGGCCCAGAAGACCAUAACUCUGCCUCCCUUCAAGAGGGGUUGUCAUCUCGUCACCCCUAAGAUAGUGAAGGAAAUUGGGGAGGACUUGUCAGACUUCAAGUGUGGCCUUGCCCAUCUCUUCUUGCAGCACACAAGUGCUUCUCUUACUAUCAAUGAGAAUUAUGACUCUGAUGUUCGUCACGAUGCAGAGACAUUCCUCAAUACCAUUGUUCCUGAGGGGACCUCUGCACCAUGGAAGCAUACCCUUGAAGGCCCAGAUGACAUGCCAGCACAUAUUAAAUCAUCAAUGUUUGGCUGCACACUGACGGUUCCAAUUACAAAUGGAAAACUCAACAUGGGAACAUGGCAGGCAGAACAUGUAAGUUAAAAGACACAUGUUUUGAAUGCUGGUGGUCAAUGGCGUUAGUGCAUGAUGGAAUGUUUUAGAGACCUUACUAUAAGCAUCUUGACUAGGCGUAAAAUUCUUGUAUUUGAGUAUAUAAGCUGAGCAUGGAGUAUGAACUCAUGAGAACAGAAUGAUAGAUAAGAUAUGCAUAGGCCUUUUUUUUAAGAUUUCAUCAACCCCUUUAAUUUCUAAGGGACAUGUGAGUGAGGCAAUUAAUGGCGCUAUGGAAUUACUCUUUGGCUAACAAUUACUCUGUUUUUUCCUUUUUUAAAAACAUCACAUUCUAUUUCCAUUGCAUAAUUGUUUGGCUCUCUAAUAAAUCAAAAUUUCCGGUGUGUUAUAGCUUAUGGAAUAUUGUUUCUUUUUUCCUUGUAUUGAUGCUGCUUCAGGGAAUAUGGUUGUGUGAGCAUCGUGACUAUUCUACAGCACGGAAAGUUGUGGUUACCCUGAAUGGAAUAUGAGAUUCUAAGAUUUGGAU